AAACUUUCUUAAACCUAAUUCAAUUAUUUCAAAAUUUAAAUAAUCAGAUAAGAAACAACUAUAUAUCAAUCCUCUACUCACCCAUAACACACACACACACCAAAAAUUCUUGUUUUAUAAAACAAAAAAAAAAAAUAAAAAAAUGACAACUUUAAAGAAGAAAAAUAUAAUCUUAAUCCCUUACCCAGCCCAAGGCCACGUGAGGCCCAUGCUCAAGCUAGCCACCGUCCUAUCCAAUCUCAACUUCCGGCCGGUGGUCAUCACGCCGGAGUUCAUCCACCACCGCCUUCAUCCGCCGGCCGUCGCCGGAGAUGGCAUCCUCCACAUGUCUAUCCCGGACGGGCUUGGCGGUGGGGGGCAGCUGGAUUUCUUUGCCAUCGAGCGGGCUAUGGAGGAAACUAUGCCGGUUUUUCUAGAGGAACUCGUCCGGAGGAUGAUCGACGGCGGUGAUGAUGUCAGUGCCGGCGGCCUGGCUUGCGUGGUGGUGGAUUUGCUUGUUUCGCCGGCGGUGGAGGUCGGGAGGCGGUGUGGGGUGGCGGUGGUCGGAUUUUGGCCGGCCAUGUACGCCACUUACCGGGUAAUCGGAGCUAUACCGGAGUUGAUCGAAAGUAAGGUGAUUUCGGAAAAUGGAUGUCCAACAAAUCAAGAUGCUCCUCUAUGCUUGUCUCCCAUUGAGCCCACUUUGACCACAAAUGAUCUCCCAUGGCUCAUCGGCUCAUCGACGGCCAGGAUCGCACGAUUCAGAUUCUGGACCCGAAUCCUAGAACGAUCCCAAAACCUCAAAUGCAUUCUCAUGAACACAUUCUCGGGCGAAAUCGAGCCUCGAGCUCGACAACAAUCAUUAGCUGAUGUCAGCAAAACACCUCAUGUUUUCGAAAUCGGACCUCUUAUCAUGCAAGCCGUAUCUAUCAACAAUCGUAGCUUGUGGGAAGAGGAUGCUAGCUGCCUCGACUGGCUCGACGGGCAGAGUGCAAGCUCUGUAUUGUACGUGUCGUUCGGAAGUUGGGUAAGUCCAAUCCAUGUAUCCAAAAUCGAGACUCUUGCAUUGGCCCUUGAGGCAUUAAGGAUACCGUUCGUUUGGGUGUUGGGGACCGCAUGGCGGCAAGGUUUGCCUAGCGACUAUGCCGAGAGGGUGUCGGAUCAUGGGAGGGUCGUUUCGUGGGCCCCACAAGUGGAUGUGUUGCGACACUCAGCUGUGGGGUGUUAUCUCACGCACUGCGGGUGGAAUUCGACUCUGGAAGGCAUACAAUGUAGGAAGCCCCUCUUGUGCUAUCCGAUUGCAGGCGAUCAAUUUCUGAACUGCAAAUAUAUCGUCGAAGUUUGGAACAUUGGGGUGAGAAUAAAAGGUUUUGAAAUUGAAGAGGUCGAAGAUGGAAUUCAAAAAGUUGUUGGGGACGAACAAGUGAAGCAUAGGAUUGAGAGGCUAUAUGAGAAGAUAUUUGGGAAAGAAGGGAGUUUAGAAGCAAUGGCUAAUUUAUCCACGUUUAUUCAAAAUCUCGGCUAAUAAAAUGUCUAUUUAGUUGUCUAAUGAACAUUUGUUUUUUGUGAAGGGGUAAUUAAACGAUGGUACCUUAUUGUAACUUUUUGAAUAUAUUCAAAAAACUAUUUCUAGAGUCCAAGUAUCCUUGUAAGUUAUUGUUACAUUGUCUUGAGAUUUUUGUGAAUUAGAAAUGUUUAAAUUUUA
Messenger RNA from Striga asiatica, 1684 nucleotides. The record is from the annotation of a GenBank genome assembly. Lineage: Eukaryota; Viridiplantae; Streptophyta; Magnoliopsida; Lamiales; Orobanchaceae.